Syngnathoides biaculeatus (alligator pipefish) is the source of this 4298-nucleotide messenger RNA. Its product is annotated as gastrula zinc finger protein xFG20-1-like. Lineage: Eukaryota; Metazoa; Chordata; Actinopteri; Syngnathiformes; Syngnathidae. Gene Ontology annotation, biological process: regulation of transcription by RNA polymerase II. Gene Ontology annotation, molecular function: DNA-binding transcription factor activity; RNA polymerase II cis-regulatory region sequence-specific DNA binding. The coding region runs from base 262 to 1392 and encodes 376 amino acids. The record is from RefSeq and is a predicted model, not a curated record. The transcript is spliced from 3 exons.
UUGCUAAAUUUGGACCAAAUGUUAUGAAUGAUUGACGUGGUACGCCCCUACUUUACCUUUACCUAAACAUAUUUCAUGUAAUCUUCGUGUCCGUCUGGAGUCGUCUCGCGCAUGUUGAAGCUUCUCGCGUUAGCUUAGCUUACUAACUAAUUAACAAACAAAGAGACCCGUUUUCGAUCGUGUAGCAGAGAUCAAGCGUACAGUGAAGUUCUUCUUUCCGCUACCAACUCAGCGGAAAGUGGUGUGAUCACUCUAUGUAAAAUGUGUGCAAGAAGCACAGCAGAGUACGACGAGGAACUUUGGGGCCCAAAAGAAGAGAAGAAGCCACAACGUCAACUACUAGAUGCAGUGUUCAAUCUGCGGCCUCAAAAUGUGCUACACAGAGCAGACAUCCAUGAAAAUCUUCAUACUAAGCGGCAGGAACCUGAGCCCCUUCACAUCAAAGAGGAACCGGAGGACAAGGAGGUGCAUCACAUCAAAAAGGAAGACAAGAUGAUUUUGAUUAAAAAAGAGGUGGAAGAAGUACAACCCCACAUUAAACAGGAAGGGGGGGAUAUCGCCACUUUUCCAUUGACUGGUGUUCCUUUGAAAUGUGAAGAUGGAGGUGAAAGUGUAGAGAGUGGAUGGGCACAGCUUCCAAGCAGCAGCUCAAGUCAAUGUAUUACAGCAGAAGAUGGAGACCACAAUGGAGCAUCACACCCAGAUGGACUGUUAGGACCACUAUCAGAUUGUGAUGACAUAACAUCAGACCCUCGUGACACUGAUGAGAGACAGUAUGAAAGUGAUUUCACAUGUCACACAAAAAACAAAGAAUGGAAAAUUUCUCAGAGUCGGAGAACAUUUGCUUAUAAGAGCAUUAUGAAACGAUAUGUGAAAAUACAAAUACGACAGAAAGAUUUUGCCUGCUCAGUUUGUGGUCAAAGUUUCUCACGGACGGACAGCUUAAAAAUGCACACAAGAACACAUCCUGAUGAGAUGCCUUUUUCCUGUGUAGUUUGUAGUCAAAGAUUCACUCAGGAGGGAGAUUUAAAAGAACACACCAGAACCCACACUGGUGAGAAACCUUUUUCCUGCUUAGUUUGUGGUCAAAGAUUCUCUAAGAAGGGAACUUUAAAAAUACACACAAGACGACACACCGGUGAGAAACCUUAUUGCUGCUCAUUUUGCGGCCAAAGAUUCUCCCAUCAGGGAAAUCUAAAAACUCACACAAGAACGCACACUGGUGAGAAACCUUUUUCCUGCUUAGUUUGCGGGCAAAGAUUCAUACAGAAAGGAAAUUUAAACAGACACACAAGAACACACACUAGUAAUAAACCCUUUUCCUGCUCAGUUUGUGGUCAAAGAUUCACUCGGAAGGAUUAUUUAAAAAGACACACAACAACACACUGGUGAGAAACUUUUUUUCCUGCUCAGUUCGUGGCCAAAGAUUGUCUCAUAAAUAUCAGGCUCAGAAACACAAAUGUGCUGGUGAGAAUAACAGUGACAAAGAAGCAUUUAAUGCAUUCUGUAUACAAGGGUUUUUUUUUAUAUAUAUAUUUUUAAGUUUUAAUUUCAGUGAGGUGGUGAGGUGAGGGGAUUUCCACCUGACAGCUGCAAAUUAUAAGAUACAGUGAAGAAAAUUAAGUAUUUGAACACCCUGCUAUAUUGCAAGUUCUCCCACUUAGAAAUCACAGAGGUGUCUGAAAUUUUCAACGUAGGUGCAUGUCCACUGUGAGAGAGAGUCUAAAAAGAAAAAUCCAGAAUUCACAAUUUAUGAUUUUUUUUAACGAUUUGUGUGAUACAGUUGCAAAUAAGUAUUUGAACACCUGAGAAAACCAAUGUUAAUAUUUGGUAUCGUAUCCUUUGUUUGCAAUUACAGAGGCCAAACGUUUCCUGUAGUUGUUCACCAGGUUUGCAUGCACUGCAGGAGGGAUUUUGGCCCACUCCUCCACACAGAUCUUUUCUAGAUCAGACAGGUUUCUGGGCUGUCGCUGAGAAACAGAGUUUCAGCUCCCUCCAAAGAUUUUCACUUGGGUUUAGGUCUGGAGACUGGCUAGGCCACGCCAGAACCUUGACAUGCUUCUUACGGAACCACUCCUUGGUUUUCCUGGCUGUGUGCUUCGGAUCAUUGUCAUGUUGAAAGACCCAGCCACGACCCAUCUUCAAUGCUUUGACUAAGGGAAAGAGGUUGCUCCCCAAAAUCUCACAAUACAUGGGUGCGGUCAUUCUCUCCUUAAUACAGUGCAUUUGUCCCGUGUGCAGAAAAACACCUCCAAAGCAUGAUGCUACCACCCCCAUGCUUUACAGCAGGGAUGGUGUUCUUGGGAUGGAACUCAUUCAUCUUCCUCCAAACACGGUCAGCGGAAUUAUGACGGAAAAGUUGCAUUUUGGUCUCAUCUGACCACAAAACCUCACAUGACUCCUCUGUAUCAUCCAAAUGGUCAUUGGCAAACUUAAGACGAGCCUUGACGUGCGAGUUUAAGCAUGGGAACCUUCCGUGCCAUGCAUGAUUUCAAAGCUUGACAUCUUAGUGUAUUACUAACAGUCACCUCGGACACGGUGGUCCCAGCUCUUUUCAGGCUGUUGACCAAGUCCUGUCGUGUUGUCCUGGGCUGAUUCCUCACCUUUCUAAUGAUCAUUGAGACCCCUCGAGGUGAUUUCUUGCAUGGGGCUCCACUCCGAUUGAGAUUGUCCUUCAUGUUUAGCUUCUUCCGUUUUCUAAUGAUUGCUCCAACAGUGGACCUUUUUUCAUCAGGCUGCUUGGCAAUUUCUCCGCAACCCAUUCUAGCCCUGGAGAGUUGUACAAUUUUCUCUCUGGUGUCUUUGGACACCUCUUUGGUCUUGGCCAUGUUACAAGUUUUAGUCUUACUGAUUGUAUAGGGUGGACAGGUGUCUUUGUGCAGCUAAAGAACUCACACAGGUGCAUCUGAUUCAGGAUAAUACAUGGAGUGGAGGUGAACUUUUCAAGGCGGCCUAACAGGUCUUUGAGGGUCAAAAUUCUAGCUUCUAGCUGAUCCCGCCAUGAUUUCUAAGUGAGAGAAUCUGCAAUGUACCAGGGUGUUCAAAAACUUAUUUUUUCAACUGUAAGUUAUGCCAUACACAAUAACCAGAAGAGUUGCUGAGAAAGUCCCUCCAUCCAUUUUGGAGCCACUUAUACUCACAAGAGUCGCGGGAGUUCGGGUGCCAAUUCUAACUAUUAUCGGGCAGGAGGCAGGGUACACUCUGAACUGGUUUCCAGCCAAUUGCAAGGCACAUGGACAUAGAAAACAUUCAGACUUGCAAUCAUACCAUACCUAGGGGCAAUUUAAAAGUCUCCAAUUAAUAAUAACGUGGGAUGUGGGACGAAACCAGAGUGCUUGGAGAAAACCCACGCAAGCUCCAUACAGGGUGGGUCAGGAUUUGAACCCCGAUAUCCACGACUGUGAGGCCAACAAGUCUAAUGGGUAGCACCGCUGUGCUGGCCUAGAAUGUAUUAGUGUUUCACCUUUUGUUUUGUUUUGCACGCUAGGCCACUAGUUACUGCAUCCAAACACAUCAGCAAUCCCAGCUAAUGAGGAAGGUUGUUGGUCUUGGUGACAGACAGCACGCGAGCAACAGUUUCAUUUGUGUAGUACAGUAAUUUUGAUAUUUGCAAGCACACGAGGUCCCUGUUUGGAAACAUAGCUGCUUGGCUUGCUAUCCGAAAAAAAAUAGCUCCACGAUAAGCAAAAGGAAAAUGUUAUUUAACUCCCCAUCGGGGAAUUAAAUCCUGGUCUUCCACGUGACAGGCAGAGGUACUGUCCACUAUAAUAACGAGGUAACGUUUGUGUUACAUUCCCGGUAAUAGAAGCUCUUAGAAUAUAUGAAAACACUACGAAUCCCAAUCACACAAAGCUGAUGCCAUAAGACAGCCCCUUCUCAUCUGGUCACUAAUAGUGUAGUGGUACACACACCUGACUUAGAUGUGGGCAGUGGUGGUGUUGCAAUGUUACUUAGACCUCUCUGGCAAACAGUUCGCAGUCUCAUCUGCCUUUUGCCCAAUGUUAGCUUGGGCAGGCACCGGCAAUCCUGUGACCCUUGUUGAGGAUAAGCGGUUUGGAAAAUGGAUGUGGACACUUCUUUUUGACGGUCCCUUCGAGUAUGUGGCUGUCGCUUAAAACAUUUCUGCUAUAGACCAUCAUGGCUCAUACGUCACUUGUCCCUUCUUCCAAUGUUGGCGGAGGGACGAUCGGGCUUCACUAAAUCUUCCUGAAUUUAGACCAAAUGUUGUAAAUCCUCAACGUGGCACACCGCUGAUAUGUUACUGACUCACAAAAAUAAACAUUCUUUUAUUUUGUGUA